Messenger RNA from Hypoxylon trugodes, 1404 nucleotides. RefSeq lists its product as uncharacterized. Bases 566 to 1372 code for a protein of 268 amino acids. The transcript has a single exon. Lineage: Eukaryota; Fungi; Ascomycota; Sordariomycetes; Xylariales; Hypoxylaceae. The record is from RefSeq and is a predicted model, not a curated record. Gene Ontology annotation, molecular function: metal ion binding. Gene Ontology annotation, biological process: protein histidyl modification to diphthamide.
GUUAUAUCUUAUGUUGCUAACAUAAAACGAUAGACCGGAAAGGUCAAAUGGACCAAAUAUCCAAAAUGAGCAACGAUAUUAUGAUAUUAUGACAUUACAUUGCCCACGAGGCAAAUUGUAUAAAACUUAUGUAUUACUCAAUACGAAAGAGUCCCAGCCAUAUCCCAAGCACUCAAAACAUGGCUUUCAUCGUAUCCUAGGCUGAUCUUUUCUUUCUGAAAGGGUACAGUAGAUGCUAAUAUCGCCGUACAACUAACCAAGAAAAUAUUGAGUUAGAAACGGUAGGUAUAGUUCUCAAGUGAUUUUUUCUCUACAGGUUGUCUCGUCAAAUCCGUUUCUUUGCGUUUUUGCAUAUUUCGGUAUCAAAAAAUUAGCUCACGUGACCACGUGGCGCUGGUUGACUUUUUCCUCAAAACCGGUUUCUAAUAAGGUACAAACGAAGCCACUGAACACACUGACAAACAACCCUGAUAUAAGGGCGUCCAAGUCCGCAAAAUUUACAAGAUUAAUUGGCCAAAUUCCUAAGUCUAUUAAGCCAGUUAUUUUUCUCUGAUGGUAUGAUAAAAUGGCACCUUCGAUAUCCAAUACGUCAGCGGAACCAACGCUGUAUGACAUCCUCGCUUUGACUCCAAAACAUCUAGAGGGGCAAGCGGGCGUAGCCCAGCAGCAGAUAAUAGUAAAGCAAGCUUAUCACCGAGCUUUACUGAAAUAUCAUCCGGAUAAAUUAACCAGCGCCAAAGAUGGAUCUUCAUCACCACAAUCAAAACCUUCAGCAUCAAAAUCAACUGCGAAACAAAAAUCAGGAUCCCAGCCGCGCAUCCAGUAUACAGUAGAUCAGAUUCAACACGCCUACACAGUACUCUCGGACCGGAAGCAGCGGUCUGAAUACGACCGGGUGCUGCGAACAUCGCCUUCGCAACGACAAACCCAAUCUUCCUCUUCGACGUUUAGAACCGGCGUUGAGACCGUAGAUCUAGAUGACGUCUCCUUCGACGAGCGCACAGGUGUAUAUUACCGUAGCUGCCGAUGCGGCAAUGCGCGGGGAUACUCUUUCACCGAAGGGAACCUAGAGGAAUUCGAAGAGGACGGCGUUUUAAUGGUUGAGUGCCUCGAUUGUAGUCUCUGGGUCCGGGUUCUCUUCGCUGCAGCGGAGGAAGAGGAUGAUGGUGCCGCUACCGCUGCUCAACCCGUCAGUAGUAAUAGGGGAGCCCCCGAUGAAACGGUGAUGGCGACAAGGAGAGAUGAAGAAGGUGCCGUCACAGCAGAAGGGGAAAGACGGGGAAGGGGCACGGGAAGGGGCUUCACAUUUAACUGGAGCUUCAACUGGGGCAUCUCAUUAUCGGGGUCUGCGACGGCGGGUACUAAGAGGUAACUACCUAGUAUGGAAAAUCCGCGGGCCUCAGU